Messenger RNA from Neospora caninum, 1056 nucleotides. RefSeq lists its product as hypothetical. The transcript has a single exon. Gene Ontology annotation, biological process: proteolysis. The record is from RefSeq and is a predicted model, not a curated record. NCBI's taxonomy places the organism in Eukaryota, Apicomplexa, Conoidasida, Eucoccidiorida, Sarcocystidae. Gene Ontology annotation, cellular component: extracellular region. Bases 1 to 1056 code for a protein of 351 amino acids. Gene Ontology annotation, molecular function: protein binding.
AUGGAAGCGCUGAAGACUGUACUGAGCCGGAGAAUCGCACUCCCCGUCGUUGUUGCAGCGGUGUUGCUGCAGGAUGUUACUGAGGCAGGGCAGUACGCAGGGUUGCGAAGUCAGCUAGUCAACUGGCACUCUUUCGCCGAGACGGACUCCACCAACUACAGUUGCAUGGUGCAAGGCAAAGAGUACAGCGGUUAUGUCCUGGCUGAGCUGAGUGAUGUGAGCGACGCCGCCAGCUGCCAGAAAAACUGCGACCAGCAUCCCCAGUGCCGCUUUUUCACUUUCGUCUCCGACAAGAAGCGUUGCCGAUUGCAAGUCCGCCAGCCUUCGGAGGUCAGGGAUAACUCGAAUGCGUUCUCCGGCCCAAAACGGUGCCCGGUAUGCGUGAUCGAAGGGUAUGAUUUCAAAGGGCAGCCCAACAUCAACAACAACGGAGUGCCCGGUGUCACCACCCUGGCUGCUUGCCAGGUGGCCUGUCAAGCGGAGCCCCGAUGCUACGGCUUUCUUUUCAAUAGUAAUUCCAAAACAUGCUUCUUCAAAAAAGGCAAAAUGUACGUGAGCGCACUAGUACCGGACAGUAAAUAUAUUGCAGGUCCAAAAACGUGUGCAAAUGAGCGCUGGUGUGUCAUGAGCGGUAUUCAGUUCAACGGAGGCGACAAGCGCACCCUCAAAACUAAGUCCGCGGCAGCGUGUCAGGAUGAGUGUCUCAACGACGGUGACUGCGACUAUUUCUCGUGGAUUGAAUCGUCGAAUGAAUGCUUGUUGAAGGCUGGAUCAGCUGUCGGCGCGGCCAAGAUGACCAAAUCUGGCGUCCAUUCGGGACCGAAGCACUGCGGUCUGCCGACUACAUGCAUCAAGGAGCAGACCAAAUAUGUGGACGAUACCAUUGCCACCUACCCCAAGACGGAAGUGGGAAGUUUUGCUGCCUGCCAAAGGAGGUGCUGGAAGACCGGCAACUGUUUCUUCAUGCAUUUCAACGAUGAGGGUUGCACCCUCUCUGGCAUCAAUGCAACCGAGGUAGCGGAUGCCAACUCCAAAGGAGGCGAUGUAACAUGCUGA